AUGCAAGAUAUCGAAUUACAACGGAGAGGCUCUCCCCGUGAGGAUGACAGCUCGCCUAGGGGAAGAGAGAAUUUAGCGCUUCCACCAACGGACCGAGGCAAAGAUGCAUGGCUGACUCUAGCUGCCUGUUGUGUCCUGGAGGCAUUGGUAUGGGGGUUUCCAUUCUCCUUUGGAGUAUUCCAGGAGUACUACGAUCGUCAAGAAGCAUUUGCUAGAGAAAAGUCAACCAUCGCUGCAAUCGGCACGACAGCGACGGGCUUGAUGUACUGCACUGCGCCUUUUAUUUACGACCUCCUUCGCCGGUUCCCAGCCCACAGAAAGAUGCUUAGUGUGAUGGGGUACAUUGUCCUUCUAGCCAGCAUAAUUGGCGCCUCUUUUGCAAGAACAGCCUCUCAUCUCCUAGCGACGCAAGGUAUCCUCUAUGCCCUUGGUGGAUCGUUGCAUUACUUUCCUGCUUACAUAUAUCUCGAUGAAUGGUUUGUCCAACGAAAAGGCCUAGCCUAUGGGAUUUUCAUCGCCGGAGCUGGAAUCGCUGGUAUAGUGACGCCAUUCGCUAUGUCCUGGAUCUUGAAUAAGUGGGGAUUUAGAACAGCUUUGCGCACUUGGGCCGUUGUUUCCUUCGCCUUCACCUCUCCGGCUCUCGUGUUCAUGAAAGAGCGGGUACCUCAUCAUCAAACCCCCCAAGGCCCUACAAAAUUGAACUUGAAGUUCUUCAAAAGCCCAGCACUGUGGAUUUUGCUGUUGGGAAAUGUCAUACAAAGCCUCGGGUUUUUCAUUCCUACCUUCUACAUGCCGUCCUUUGCAGCGUCUCAGGGAUGGUCUACGCUUUCAGGAACCGUGGCCAUAGCGCUAUUCAGUGCUGCCAAUGUGGUCGGCGCUACUCUGAUGGGGUGGUUGGUGGAUCGCUAUCAUGUCACUUUCGCUCUUAACAUUUGCGCGGUGGGAACCGUCAUGGCCAUCUUUCUAUUUUGGAGCUUUGCUGUGUACAAGCCAAUCUUCUACAUAUUUGCGUGUUUGUAUGGUGUGUUUGCUGGUGGAUUUCCCGCUACCUGGUCAGGCUGCUCAGACGUGGUCAGACGAAGGUAUCGUGUGGAGACCGGUAUGAUCAUCGCUCUCUUUACGGCUGGUAAAGGCAUUGGUUCUGUGGUAUCUGGCCCGGUCGGUAGUAGCCUCGUUGCUAGUGAUACCUGGAAGAACCAGGCUGGAUUUUCAUAUGGUACGGGCUACGGCUAUCUCUUCGUAUUUUGCGGAGUUACAGCGUCGUUCACCACCAUCGGGUGGGUGGGUAAGAAGUGCGGGCUAGUAUAA
This is a messenger RNA of Penicillium olsonii, 1308 nucleotides long. The record is from the annotation of a GenBank genome assembly. Lineage: Eukaryota; Fungi; Ascomycota; Eurotiomycetes; Eurotiales; Aspergillaceae.